Cicer arietinum (chickpea) is the source of this 2001-nucleotide messenger RNA. RefSeq lists its product as uncharacterized. Lineage: Eukaryota; Viridiplantae; Streptophyta; Magnoliopsida; Fabales; Fabaceae. The record is from RefSeq and is a predicted model, not a curated record.
GAGAAAUAAAAGAUAAUGAAGAAAAAUGAAGAAAAAUUGGUUGAUUUUAUCCGAAUAAUAAUCAGUAGCCACUCAUUUUCCGAAUAAUAAUGAAGAAAAAUGUAAAAAAAAAAAUGAUACAAGAAUGCGGAGAAGAGUUUCCCUCCAAAAACAGAGCGAAUGAAGCAUCAACAUAGGUUGGUUUGUUUUUGAGCCCAUCAAUCCAAAUAUUUGCUUACAAAUCCCUUUGGCGCUUUCUCUCUUCUCUCUUCUCUCAAACACUAUUCUACUUUGGAAACCUAUAAACAACACUCAUGGACGAUCCUUUGGAUUUCGAGGUUGAAGACGACCUUCUCUCACCACUUCCAAUCAACAACAAAAGGAAGAAAGUUAUUGGGUUGGAUGAUCUACUUAAUGAUCAUUACAAAGAACAGGAUAAGCUUUUAGAGAAGCAGAAUAAGGCUAAGAAAAAGGCUAAGGCUAAGGAAAAGAGGAAAUACGAUGAUGAAGAUCGUAAGGAAGCUUGGUUGACUAGGAUUGUUGAGAAAUGUCAUAAUCAGUUGAAAGCUUUUGGAGAAGAAAAUGACAUUUCACUCUGGGGGGUAAAAGUUUUUGGAGAACAGAAACCCUUUCCUCCUUUGGACUCUCCUGACCUUGGAAGUUGUAACUUCAUACAAUCUUUUUUUAACAAUAGACUAAAUUCUGUGGUGGAGUUGGCUGUAGACAAAGGAGGUAGCUUUCUUGAAGGGUUACUAACCAAUGGUUGGCUUUCAAAAUUAGCUUUUCUUUCUGGUCAUGUUGAAAAACCUGUAGCUAUUUGGGCCUUCAACACAAUGUUAUAUUCAUCGAAAGAAGAUCUUCAAAAUUCUUCCAGCAAUUUUUGGCAUGCAAUUCUCUCUUCUAGAAGGGAGGUUGAUCAAUUUUCUGUCAAAAUUGAUUGGUUUCCCGAGUACACAGAUUUGAGAAGUGCUCUUGACACUUACGGGUUUCUCUUUAAGUUUUCAUCCAGUGGUGAGCGUGAAAGUUCAGAUUCUAACAAUGAAGGUCCGCCUCAAAAUAUUAGAGCCUGGAUCAGAUUUGUCACUUCUUGUUGUCUGAUAAGGAGUAAAAAAGCUGUCUUCUCUACUGUAGAAGCUGAAGAGAUUGUUGAAAUUAUUAUAUGUAUGUUCCUAGAUCGUCGGUUUCAGGGGUUGUCGAUGCUUUUAAACGACUGCAUGCAAGCAACUGUUGAUUACUUUACUGACCAAGAAUGGUGCUCAAGUUGUGAGAACAUAGCAAAAUUCAUUGCUUGCAGAGUUUCGGAGGAUUUGAAUUGCAUCCAGACUGUUGAAUGUGUUUCAGAAGUUAGUUCUCGUUGUAAGCAACUUAGGAGCGCAAUUGCCUAUCAAAACCUGCUUUAUUGUUUUAAUGGAGCCAGCAGUGGAGAAGUGAUCCUCAAAUCACUUGAUGCAAGUAACUUCAGAGACAAAAGUUGUGAUUUCUUCAAGAUGUACAUUCACUUGGUUUUGGCAGAGAAUUGGGUUUUGUCCAGCUCACUUGUUGAAGAUGAUCCAGUAAUCUAUGAGAUGUUCUGUUCUUUUCUCAAAAAUUGUUCUAGCUUAAUUUCUGCGACCGACCUACGAUCUUAUGCGUCGAAGGUUCGUCAUAAGGCUUCGUAUCUUCUACAUUUCUCCAUCUAAAUAUGUUGAUUUGGCUCGAAUCAAGAUAUCUUGCAUAGCAUCAUAGGAUAUAAAUUGUAACAUGUUACAGCAGCAUACGUGCAGAAGAAUUCACCGGCAUGUCUGUGUCCAUUAGGUCCAGGUGUAUCUUAAGUUAAAAUCCAAUUGUGCUUUCCCUCGUUUCUUUUGUGCCACCAACUUGUAUUCAAGAAAAUUCUCCUAAUUUUGAAAUAGGGAUCAGAAUAGGAAAGGUCUGAAUUUUGAAGGAAAGUACUCACAUUUGACUCAUCUUGUAUUCUUACUCGUUGGAUAUUUAACUAGUGUUUAGAUUCAUUAUGAUAUUAUCUCAUUUUUUAUUUGAAAA